Molecule: messenger RNA, 384 nt
Organism: Monosiga brevicollis MX1
Lineage: Eukaryota; Choanoflagellata; Craspedida; Salpingoecidae
Exons: 1
Biological process (GO): microtubule polymerization; microtubule bundle formation; positive regulation of protein polymerization
Cellular component (GO): microtubule
Molecular function (GO): tubulin binding
Source: RefSeq, a predicted model, not a curated record
GAGCUUGACAGCGCAAAGUUUACCAAGCUCUGCAAGGAAACCAAGCUCAUCUCCAAGUCACUGACAACAACCGAUGCUGAUCUCAUUUUUACGCGCGUCAAGGCCAAGGGCCAGCGCAAGAUUGGCUUUGCCGAGUUUCGAAGCGCGCUGGAGGAGGUGGCCAAGAAGACGGGGCAGGAUGUGAGCGCCGUCGAAGCCAAGGUGACUCGCGCGGGCGGACCGCAGUCCAGUGGUACGCAGGCCGACAGCGGGGGUGUGCUGGAUCGCAUGACGGACACGAGCCAGUACACUGGGAGCCACAAGGAACGGUUCGACUCGGAGGGGCAUGGCAAGGGCCUGGCCGGGCGUGAUAGCACUGCCAAAGGCACGGGCCACAUUCCCGCC